CUAUUCUCUUCGCGGUUGAAACUUUGUACUGAGGGGUCGCAGGCUUAUCCUCGAUCACCUCGCUAUGCGGCGGAAAGGCAUUAUAGCUGAUCUGGCGGUGGAUCGGCUCGAGUCCGUCGUAGGUGCCGUCGAGUGUCUCUUGCUGCUCUGGUUCUGGGAUGUGGUCCACGCCCUCGAGUGCAGAGACAUGCUGCACGAGGGACAUGUUACGCUAAGUAGAGUGAGAGGAAACCCGCCGGCUGUGAAGAUGCAGAGAUUGAAACUGGCAAAAAAUCAGGGAGGUGGAAAAAACUUGGAAGUGAGGAGGAGGGUGGUCUUGUAGUACUCCGUAGUCUCGUGGGGCCGUCGGCUCGGUCGAAACUUCUCGAUAUGCGGAGUCUGGGCUGGUCUACGCGAAGCUGUCCAUCGUAGAUAACGCCGCAUGAAGGAAUCGUAAGAUAAGGGCUUUUUUUUUUGCUCUCCUGGAGGAUUGGAUUGACAUACGUCUACGUCCCGUCAUGAUUAUGUGCGAGAUAGCUUUUAGCUUUCAUUGGCUGUUCCUCUUCUGGGCUGCUUUCUACUGGGUCGCAAGUUGCCGUGGUUGGAAUGCGGGGCGACAGAAACGUCCGAAGUAUAUAAAAAGCAAGCAUUAAAGUUGGAUAAGACUAAGCCACGUACGGCUUAGAAAGGGUGCAUAUUAUUCGCCUAUAAUGCUGGCUGUUAAGGGGUGUUAUGUCAGUGUGCUCUAUCAGAUGAUUUGGUUGCGAGAUGAUGAGAUGACGUAGAGGGUGAAAUGCAGGCUGUGACGUAUUGCCGCGAUCCCUUUUUAAGAUUUCGACAACAACGUUUCCAGAACUCUGUCCAGGAACAAAUCUCAUCAUUCCGGCUGUUUCUCAGGUACUUUAGUAAUCCCAUCAUGGCUUCGCUAACCAUCAACGCGCCCGGCGGUGGCUUUCUAUACUCCAACUCGAGAAACGCGCGACUCAUCAUUAGCGCGGAAACCGAGGAUUUCGACUCUGAAUUCGUGCAGGCAUGGCAGAAGGAGGGAUUCAGUGUCAUCUAUGUUCCAUUCACAGAGGACGAGAAGGAAUACGUCCGUCGCUUAAUGGCCGUCAAGGAGGGCCUUGGGGUCGGAGACAACUAUGGUGUUAUUGCCUUCGGCGACGCUGCUUCUUUCUGUCUGGAAUACUAUCUCAAGCCAAACAAUGUCAGUCGACUUUGCGCAUUGGUCUGCUACUAUCCAACGAACAUUCCGGACACUCGCUCGCGAUACCCUCCAUCAGUAAAGAUUCUCACCCACCUGGCUGGCGACACGAUUGACGUCACUACAACUCCAACCCUCCUUGGCCUUCAGGGCAAGAAGAAGCGCACAUCCAGACGGAUUGAUCCUGGUAUCGGUACCGGAGAGCGCCUGCACAUCGGACACCGCGCGUACACUUACUUCGAUGCGCAGCCUGGCUUCGCGGAGGUGGACUUGGAUGAGUACAACCGCCUCGCUGCCGAUCUCGCCUUUACCCGGACGCUCGAUGUACUCCGUUCGGCCUACGGACGCGACACAGACCUGGAAAAGUCCUGGGAGAACCACCUGCAGGGCAAAUUCUUCUCAAUGGACAUCAACGAAACUAUGGACGAAUACGUGACCAACCUCACCCCCAACGUUACAUACGGCCCAACCCUAAGCGGCGGCACAGGCACGCGCGCCCUUCGCCGCUUCUACGAGCAGCACUUCUUCGACCACCUCCCCGAAUCCAUGCACCUCCGCCUUAUCUCACGCACCAUCGGCGCCGACCGCAUCGUCGACGAACUCUUCGUUUCCUUCCAGCACACCCAGGAAAUCCCCUGGCUCCUCCCGGGCGUGGGUCCCACAAACAAAAAAGUCGAAUUCAUCCUCGUCAGCAUCGUCAGCUUGCGCUCGGGGAAACUCUACUCAGAGCACGUGUACUGGGACCAGGCGAGUGUUCUCGUCCAGGUCGGUCUGCUUGAUCCCAAGCUCGUUCCGCAGGGUGUGCAGGGCGUCGAUCGGCUGCCGGUCAUCGGACGGGAGUCGGCGCGUCGUAUCCUGAAUGAGGAUCCCGAGGUCGAUGAGCCCGCGUUCCAUAAUCGGCUGAUUAACCGUGGGAAGAAGCGGCGCGAUAGCAAGGCCGCGAGCAGCGCGCAAGAGAGCCAGGUGCAGUCCGAGGCUGAGAGCACACCGCAAAAGGGAAAGCCCACUGGCGUAGAGAAUGGAAGGCAGAAUGGUGAGGCCCAGGAGGGAAAGGGAAUCCAUGAUAAUGAGAUUGAAGCCGAGGCCGAUGCCGAGGAUGAGGCUGAGACUGAGACUGAGACUGAGACUGAGACUACCGGUGCUGAUGCCAAUGGGGCAGAGGAGAAUGGUACUCCUGAGACGAAGGAGAAAAAGAACAAGAUGAAGAACAAGUCCGAUGCAUGACUGCGCUACGUGAAACGCCUUUUCGUUAUUGUUUUGUAUACCCUCUUAAUGAUUCUCUCUCAUCCUUACGUAUGAUAUGUUAUGAUUGCAUGUUAUGGCUGCCAGGUUGUUAUAUUUAGCUUAGCAUUUGUCUUCGUGUCCAGUCUGCCUUCUUGAGUAUUUAAUAUAAUUCUCCACUUAUAUACUACAGUCUACUCCGUUCACAUUCCUAGCUCCACCUCAAAUGCCCAAAUACGCUCACCACCCCUUCCAAGGAGCCCACGCCUCCCUAACAAUAUCCUUCUCAUCAGCAACAAAAUACACCGGAAACGCCGACGCCGUAAUACAAGCAUGCUGGCACCAAAGCAGCACGCGAUCCCCAAUCCUAAACGUCUGAUCUGCCUUUUCCUCCGUAUCAACCUCAUUAUUAUUGACCCCAAGCACAGAGAGCGCCGGUGCGGCCGAGAGUCCCAAUAUCCCAUGCUCCUGACUUGUCCGUACAACAGCCCACUGUGGUCUGUCGAUUACGCGGCCGUACCCAGGGAGAUCGCUCGUUUCCUUGGAGAGUGCGAUUGUGCCCGCGUUGAUGAGCGCUUCGUUGCGCUCGGGAUAGACGCUGCAGACUUCUGUGAGAACGCGGACGGAUUGGGCGGUUGCUGGGAUGAGGCCUGUGCAGACUUGUUGGAGGUCGUUGCAGGGGAAGUUUCCUAAGUUUUG
This is a messenger RNA of Aspergillus calidoustus, 3103 nucleotides long. Lineage: Eukaryota; Fungi; Ascomycota; Eurotiomycetes; Eurotiales; Aspergillaceae. The record is from the annotation of a GenBank genome assembly.